AUGAUGCUACCUUGGAUUUUCACUUUCUGCCUCCUGCAGACCCCUGUCUGUCUGUGCCUGUUCAGUGACUCUCAGUGCAUAAGGAGCAUGCAACAUGGUCUAUACCAUGACGGAAACGUGCUGAUUGCUGGGUUUGUUCCACUUUAUAGUUAUCACUCCAACCCGAGAGGAAACUUUGAAGCAAAUUCGGGCAGGCAGAUUCACCGCACAGCAGUGGAGCUUGCAAUGGCUCUGGUAGCUGCUGAGGCAGUGCAAUGUAGAAUUAAUCAGGCACGAGAGUCCCUGGUUCUGUGUGGCUUGGCGGUCGGCAGGGGGGGGGGGUGCCGGAGGCUGGGACUUGCGGUGGUCUGCAACUGCGAGUUGCAGCCGUUCCAAACGCUGGGCAGCGGCGGGAGCGCGGAGCGAUCGUGGGGGGGGCGGGGGGGGGGCAGCUCCGGGCGCGGAACGGUGGCCGGGGGCGCUCAGGGGCCCCGAGGAACAAUGGCGCUGGGCCCGCGGGGCGCGCUGCUGCUGCCGCAGCUGCUGCUGGGCACGCUGCAGGUGCCGGCGGCGGGGGACGCCCAAUGGUCAUGCGCAGGGGCUGACUGUGUCCGCGCAGGGUUGCUUCGGUGUCCACGAACGGGCGAACAGCACGCGGCAGCUGUGGGCAGCAAGCGUGGGGGCGCUGGACGAUUUCUGGAAAAUAACUAUUUGUUUGUUUUGGCCUUGUUAUUUGCCACUGAGGAGAUCAACAGGAACCCACAUCUUUUACCCAACAUAUCUCUAGGAUUUGAUCUCUAUAAUGCUCUAAACAAUGAAUGGAAUGUCCUGCAGGAUGCUUUUAUUUGGCUCACAGGACAGAGAAGAAUCAUUCCUAAUUACACUUGUAGAAGGGAAAGUAAGGUAGCUGCUGUGCUUACAGGAACAUCAUCAGCAACAUCCUCACAUAUUGGGAGACUGCUGGAUCUCUACAAAUUCCCACAGCUUACAUUUGGAUCAUUUGAUGCCAUCCUGAGUGAUCGAGGCCAGUUUUCUUCUCUCUAUCAAAUAGCAUCCCCAGACACAUCUCUUCCAUUUGGCAUUGCUCUGAUGAUGGCUCAUUUUAACUGGACCUGGGUUGGGUUGGUCCUCACAGAUGACCACAAGGCAUCUCAGAUUCUAUCUGAUUUGAGAGGAGAAAUGGACAGAAAUAAAGUGUGCAUAGCUUUUGCAAAAAUGAUUCCAGACACUCAGUUUCUCACUCUCAACUCUCUCAUGAAAACUCGUGUGCAGAUUCUGGAAUCAUUGACAAAUGUGAUUAUCAUUUAUGGUGACUAUGAUUCCCUAAAAUUUUUAAUAUUUACCUUAUCACAUACUUUACUGACAAUGAAAGUCUGGGUCUUGAAAUCACGACUACAUGCUCCUUCCUAUUCUCAUUCACAUGAGUUCUUGGUUGACUCAUUCCAUGCAGGUCUCAUUUUUUCACACCAUCAUGCAAAAAUUCCUGGUUUUAAACAUUUCAUGCAGACAGUUAAUCCUUUCAAAUACCCAGAAGACAAUUUCCUUGCUAUUUUGUGGCAUCAAAACUUCAAUUGUUCUUUUUCUCAACAUGAUUGUAAAAUUGUGGGUAUCUGUCUACCCAAUGCUUCCUUGGAACAGUUGCCUAAGAAAAAUUGGGAAAUGGGCAUGACUGAAGAGAGUUAUAAUAUAUAUAAUUCUGUGUAUGCUGUGGCUCACAGUCUUCAUGAGAUGAUGUUUAGUCAAGUACAAAUUCAAUCUCCCAGGAAUGUGGAAGGAAAUGUCUACCCCUGGCAGCUUCAUCCCUUUCUAAAGAAUACUCAUAUCAAAAAUUGUGCUGGAGACAAUGUGGUUUUGGAUUUGAAACGGAAAGUAGAUGCAGAGUAUGAUAUUCUCAACUUCUGGAGUUCUCCAAGAGGUAUAGGACUAACUGUGCAAGUUGGAAGAUUUUCUCCAAAGUCGCUACAGGGCCAACAACUGAUUUUGUCUCAGCAUAUGAUAAAAUGGCCAACAGGACUUACAGAGAUUCCCCGCUCUGUGUGCAGUGAGAGCUGUGGUCCUGGAUUCAGAAAAUCCCCCCAGGAAGGGAAGCCUAACUGUUGCUUUGACUGUACAACUUGUCCAGCCAAUGAAAUCUCCAAUGAGACAGAUAUGGAUCAUUGUGUGAGAUGUCCAGAAAGUCAUUAUGCAAACACAGAGCAGAACCACUGCCUUCAGAAAACAGUGACCUUUCUGGCCUAUGAAGACCCUUUGGGAAUGACACUUACCUCCUUGGCCCUGGGCUUCUCUGUACUUACAGCCAGUGUUCUUGGUGUCUUUGUGAAGUACCACCACACUCCCAUUGUCAAGGCCAACAAUCGGCGUCUCACUUACAUCUUGCUCAUCACUCUGACCUUCUGCUUUCUCUGUCCCUUGCUUUUCAUUGGCCAUCCCAACACAGUCACCUGUAUCCUGCAGCAGAGCACAUUUGCAGUUCUGUUCACAGUGGCUCUCUCCACAGUCUUGGCCAAAACUCUUACUGUGGUUCUGGCCUUCAAGGUCACUGUUCCAGGGAGAAUUGUGAGGUGGAUAAUGACAUCAAGGGCCCCUAACUUUAUCAUUCCCAUUUGUACCAUCAUCCAAAUUGUGCUCUGUGGAUUUUGGCUGAGCACCUCUCCUCCCUUUAUUGAUUCUGAUUCUCACUCUGAACAUGGGCACAUCAUCAUUGUGUGCAAUAAGGGCUCAGUUGUUGCCUUCCACUGUGUCCUGGGAUACCUCUGCUGCUUGGCACUUGGGAGCUACAUUAUGGUUUAUCUGUCCAGGAACCUACCUGACACAUUCAAUGAAGCCAAGUUUCUGUCAUUCAGCAUGUUGGUGUUUUUCACUGUCUGGAUAACCUUCCUCCCUGUCUACCACAGCACCCAGGGAAAUUUCAUGGUGGCCAUGGAAGUCUUCUCUAUCUUGGUUUCCAGUGCAGGGUUUCUUGGCUGCAUUUUUGUCCCCAAGUGCUAUAUUAUUUUGUCAAGACCAGAUAGGAACUUUCUUCAUCACAUCAGGAACAAAGGACAUUCUAAGAGAAAUGUUCUUCAAACUUAG
Molecule: messenger RNA, 3051 nt
Organism: Mesocricetus auratus (golden hamster)
Lineage: Eukaryota; Metazoa; Chordata; Mammalia; Rodentia; Cricetidae
Product: vomeronasal type-2 receptor 116-like
Exons: 7
Coding region: 1-3051 (1016 amino acids)
Biological process (GO): G protein-coupled receptor signaling pathway
Cellular component (GO): membrane
Molecular function (GO): G protein-coupled receptor activity
Source: RefSeq, a predicted model, not a curated record